AUGACCACUUCAAUUGAUUUGGGUGUUACUGCGGACCUCCACGUUCAUUUACGUGAGGGCCAAAUGAUGGAGCUUAUAACUCCAACUGUCCGUGAAGGAGGUAUCUCCAUUGCAUAUGUGAUGCCAAACUUGGUUCCUCCAAUCACAACCAUUGAUAGAGUGGUGAGCUAUAAGCAGCAAUUACAGGCUUUGGCUCCGGAGACCACGUUUCUGAUGACUUUCUACCUCUCCACAGCACUGACGCCGGAGCUGAUCCACGAGGCUGCUCAAAAGAGAGCCAUCCAAGGUGUCAAAUGCUACCCAGCAGGUGUCACGACGAACUCUGCAGCCGGAGUUGAUCCAAAUGACUUCUCGCUGUUCUAUCCAAUCUUCAAGGCCAUGGAGGAGGAGGACCUCGUUCUGAACUUGCACGGUGAGAAGCCAUCCACCGAUAAGGACGGCGAGGAGAUCCAUGUGCUCAAUGCCGAGGAGUCGUUCCUCCCAGCAUUGGCCAAGUUACACGCAGAUUUCCCAAACUUGCGUAUUGUGCUUGAGCACUGUACCACCAAGGCUGCCAUUGAAGCGAUAGAUAAGAUCAACAAUGAGAACAAGGGUGAAAUCAAGGUCGCAGCCUCUAUCACAGCUCAUCACUUGUCGCUGACGGUGGAUUCGUGGGCUGGAAACCCAAUCAACUUUUGCAAACCAGUUGCCAAACUACCAUCAGAUAAGAAGGCCCUUGUCGCAGCAGCCACGUCUGGUAAGCCAUACUUCUUCUUCGGCUCUGAUUCUGCUCCACAUCCUCUUCAUGCAAAGUCGAAACACAUUGGAGUCUGUGCUGGUGUGUUUUCCCAGUCUUUGGCUGUACCAUAUUUGGCUGAGGUAUUUGACAAGGCAAAUGCAUUGGACAAGCUCAAGGGCUUUGUCACUGACUUUGGUAAGGAUUUCUACAAGAUUGACGAAUCCCAGUUGGUAAACAAAGACCACUGUAUCCUUGUAAAGAGGGAACAAACCGUUCCAGACGUCAUCUCAUUGGACGGCUUGAAGGUUGCACCUUUCAAAGCUGGUGAGAAGCUGGAAUGGUCUAUUGAAUGGAGAAAGGUUUAA
Williopsis jadinii is the source of this 1083-nucleotide messenger RNA. It is a transcript of the gene URA4, whose product is annotated as dihydroorotase. NCBI's taxonomy places the organism in Eukaryota, Fungi, Ascomycota, Saccharomycetes, Phaffomycetales, Wickerhamomycetaceae. Gene Ontology annotation, cellular component: cytoplasm. The transcript has a single exon. Gene Ontology annotation, molecular function: dihydroorotase activity. The coding region runs from base 1 to 1083 and encodes 360 amino acids. Gene Ontology annotation, biological process: pyrimidine nucleotide biosynthetic process; 'de novo' pyrimidine nucleobase biosynthetic process. The record is from RefSeq and is a predicted model, not a curated record.